This is a messenger RNA of Beta vulgaris subsp. vulgaris (sugar beet), 825 nucleotides long. RefSeq lists its product as hypothetical. The coding region runs from base 123 to 647 and encodes 174 amino acids. The transcript has a single exon. The record is from RefSeq and is a predicted model, not a curated record. Lineage: Eukaryota; Viridiplantae; Streptophyta; Magnoliopsida; Caryophyllales; Amaranthaceae.
AAACCCAAAUCAUCAUCUUCUUCCUCUAAUCUCUCUCAUUCUCUUUCAAAUUCACUGCAAAAAUUCUCAAUUGUCAAUCAAAAUCAGUAAAAAUUGUUGACAACCCAGAAAAAUUAAUCAAAAUGGGUCUCCAAAUCACUGAAUCCCAAAACCACACUCACAAAAUAUUCCUCAUAUGCAACUACAUCCUCUUAGGAGCAGCCUCUAGCUGCAUUUUCCUAACACUUUCACUCCGCCUCUUCCCCUCAAUCGUCGGCCUCCUCUUCAUCCUCCUCCACAUUAUCACAAUUGGCGGCGCCGUCUCCGGAUGUGCCGCCUCCUCGUCCAAUGGGUCACACAAGUGGUACGCCUUCCACAUGGUGGCAACAGUUCUAACAGCAAUCUUCCAAGGAUCGGUGGCGGUGUUGAUCUACACUACAACAAGCAAUUUCUUAGAGGCAAUGAAAUCAUAUGUAAGAGAAGAGGAUGGUGCUGUUAUAUUGAAAUUGGCUGGUGGACUUUGUAUUUUGAUGUUUUGUUUGGAAUGGGUUGUUAUGAGUUUGGCAUUUGUGUUGAGAUAUAAUGCUUUUGGUAAUGGAACUAAUGGUGUUAAUGGGAGUGGGAAAGAGGAAGAUUUGAAGAACUGGCCAUGGCCUUUCCAGGUCUAAAUUUGGGUUCUAAAGUUUGAUCAUUUGGGAUUUAUGGUAUUGAUUUGUGUUUAAUUUUUUGUUUGGUUGUUAAUUUCUCAUAUUAUAUAUUGUAGUAUGUAUGAAAUUAUUUAUUAUUCUUUUGUUAAUCCUGAUUUGGAUUAUUAAUGUAAUGAAAUUCGCUUAUUCUGUUAAACAA